CGCCCAGCUCCAUUCGCCCAGCCCCACUUACAUUCACUCCUGUGCGGUCAGCAUGAGAAAUGCAACGAACUCCCCGGAGUAUGAGUGGGAGUACUAUUAUGACUACCUGGAGCCGGUUCCUGUAGAUGAAACACAAUUGAAAUUUCACAAGUAUUCCAUUGUCAUCAUAUUUUGGGUUGGCAUGGCUGGCUUUGUCGCCCUUCUCUUCCUUGUGUUAUUGCAGCUCUCUCGUUCCGGGAAUACAAACAUGGGUCACAAUUCUAAGAAAUCGUGUCUGUGUUGAGGAUGCCGAUUCACUGCUUGGCUGAAUAAGUCGUGUCAUUACAUAAACGUGAAUAAUGCAGAUAUUCACAGUUGAGAAGAUUACUGCAGUCGGUAUUGAAGAGGCCUUAACAAAAAUGCAAACUACCAUACUUGAAGAAAACGAUAUUUGCAAGUCAAAUGGUGGUAAUUUUUCAUUUUUACUAUUUUUGCUGUUAUUUUUAAGUUGUUUCUAUUAACCUGGCUAUUAAUUGAAAUGAAAUGAAAAAUGAUUGUCAUUACUGGACAGUUGAAGGUCGUAGUCUCUCAGACCACCUGAAAUGCCAUCGGCUAUGUAAUAAAUGUGAUUACACAUAAUUCUUCAUGUAUUCUGAGCCUCCAGUGAUGAGUUUCUUGCCAUACCUUAACGCAACAAAAGCCUUAAAACAUGAUAUACUUUAAAUGUAGCGUAAUCUUAGCAUUCAAUGCUAAAUGAGUCUUUGCAAGACUGUUUUGCUUGUGGACAAUUCCUACUUACACAUCCAAAAAAAGAAAAAAUAUGCUUUUCCAGUUUGACUAUUAAAAUUCCUGUCAAAUCA
Molecule: messenger RNA, 839 nt
Organism: Conger conger (European conger)
Lineage: Eukaryota; Metazoa; Chordata; Actinopteri; Anguilliformes; Congridae
Product: melanocortin-2 receptor accessory protein-like
Exons: 3
Coding region: 53-283 (76 amino acids)
Biological process (GO): regulation of adenylate cyclase-activating G protein-coupled receptor signaling pathway; protein localization to plasma membrane
Cellular component (GO): endoplasmic reticulum; plasma membrane
Molecular function (GO): signaling receptor regulator activity; type 5 melanocortin receptor binding; type 4 melanocortin receptor binding
Source: RefSeq, a predicted model, not a curated record